This is a messenger RNA of Aureobasidium pullulans EXF-150, 1614 nucleotides long. Its product is annotated as anthranilate synthase-like protein component I. Gene Ontology annotation, biological process: L-tryptophan biosynthetic process. Bases 1 to 1614 code for a protein of 537 amino acids. The record is from RefSeq and is a predicted model, not a curated record. The transcript is spliced from 3 exons. Lineage: Eukaryota; Fungi; Ascomycota; Dothideomycetes; Dothideales; Saccotheciaceae. Gene Ontology annotation, molecular function: anthranilate synthase activity.
AUGGUAGGCACACAUUGCAUGGCAGGUGUACAACCCACCCUCCCCGAAGUGCGCCAAUUGUUGCAAGAAGCAAUUAAGCUGCCCAACCCUCCGAACCUCGUCCCACUAUGCGCUUCCAUCUCGUCCGAGUUCUUGACUCCCUCAUCGAUAUACCUCAAGGUAUCGGCAAAUGCCAAAUCGAAACACUCAUUCCUCUUCGAGAGUGCUGCUACAACAGAGACCAUCGGCCGCUAUAGUUUUGUUGGUGCCGACCCGCGACACAUGCUCAAGACUGGAGAAGGCCAUGGACCAGAGACAGACCCUUUGCCCAUCCUGGACCAGGAACUCUCAAAAUGCCGUGUCGCUGAGAUCCCCACUCUCAAGCUCCCUCCCAUGACCGGUGGUGCUGUUGGAUAUGUUGGCUACGACUGUGUCAAAUACUUUGAGCCCAAGACCCGUCGCCCUAUGAAGGAUAUCCUCAAGGUCCCCGAAUCGCUUUUCAUGCUGUACGACACGAUCGUUGUACUGGACCACUUCUUCCAAAAGGUCAUGGUGGUCACAUAUGUCAAGGUGCCCGAGAGCCUUGAUAACCUGGAUGCCGCCUACGAUGAAGCAAAGCAGACUGUCAACCGCAUGCUGCAAGUUUUGAAGAAGACCGAGGCUGUGUUGCCCACACAAGAUCCCGUCAAACUGGGCAACGAAUAUACUUCCAACAUUGGUCAGGAGGGUUACGAGAAGCACGUCCACACAUUGAAGGAGCACAUCAGCUCUGGAGAUAUCAUCCAGGCAGUUCCAUCUCAACGCAUGGCCCGCCCAACCUCACUACACCCCUUCAACAUCUACCGCCACCUCCGUACCGUCAACCCCUCGCCAUACCUCUUUUUCCUUGACUGCGAAGACUUCCACAUUGUCGGUGCUUCACCUGAGCUCCUCGUCAAGGCCGAGAACGGUCGUAUCUACACCCAUCCUAUCGCCGGCACUGUUAAGCGCGGUCCCACAGCCGAAGAAGAUGAGAAGCUUGCACAAACACUGCGUGACUCCCUCAAGGACCGCGCAGAGCACGUUAUGCUGGUCGACUUGGCUCGUAACGAUGUGAACCGGGUUUGCGACCCCUUGAGCACCCGCGUUGACAAGCUCAUGGUUGUACAAAAGUUCUCUCAUGUUCAACAUCUGGUUUCGGAAGUCAGUGGAGUCUUGCGUCCUGACAAGACCCGAUUUGACGCCUUCCGCAGUAUCUUCCCUGCUGGUACUGUAUCUGGUGCUCCCAAGGUCAAGGCUAUGGAGCUGAUCGCGGAGUGCGAGGGUGAGAAGCGUGGUGUAUAUGCCGGUGCUGUCGGAUACUUCGGUUACAGCAGCAUAGAUCUCACCACCGGACAGGAAACUGAGGGUGCCAUGGACACAUGUAUUGCUCUGCGCACGAUGUUGAUCAAGGACGGUGUGGCAUAUUUGCAAGCUGGUGGCGGUAUCGUCUUCGACUCUGACCCCUAUGACGAGUAUAUCGAGACCAUCAACAAGCUCAAGGCAAACACGACAUGUAUUGAGCAGGCCGAAAAGAAGCACUAUGACGAGCAACAAGAAGAUCUCGAGACUUCAAAGUCAGACGAGAAGCCUCACGUCGACUUGGCUGCUGGAUAG